Messenger RNA from Phasianus colchicus (ring-necked pheasant), 2222 nucleotides. NCBI's taxonomy places the organism in Eukaryota, Metazoa, Chordata, Aves, Galliformes, Phasianidae. The record is from RefSeq and is a predicted model, not a curated record.
UGACAAGUGCUUGAAGGCUAGUGAUUUUCAUUCUGCUUUAGGAGAGGGUUCUUCUUUUGAAGAUUUUAAUUUCUCAGGUUGGAAUUUGAGGAAUCGGGUGGUGAAACAGAAGUCUGUAGGGUCCAGCAAUCUGACUGCUCUAAGGGGGCUUUGUGAGAGGGAAUGCUUGGAUUGCUGAGUGGCUGGAGACCCCGUGCUCCCUGCAGCUCUCCUCCUGCCAGAGCAUGGCAUCUGCAGAUGGGGAUGGUGUUUCUGAAGGGGAAAUGUCACUGUCGAGUUGCUACCAACAUCCCGGAAACGCCGCCUAUAUGAAAAUUACUGUACUGGGGAAAUAACCCAGAUUUUCACCAGACUGAUUUGGCUGUGUUGCCAGGCAACACGGGCUAACAGGGGUUUGUAUGUGUUCUUUAGGUAGGUGUAGACAGUCCUCAUAAGCUCACAAGUAGGCAGAGGCUGACCCACUGCAGCAGGAUGAGGAGUCCAGCCCUGCAUGCUGAACUUUCACUAAGAGAACUGAGAGAAAAAGCAGCUGGAUCAGACCCAGAGCUGACGUAUCCUGUUUGAUUUCUUUUUCCCUCGCGCUCCGACACGCUUUGUGUUUCGGCAGGCUUUUGUUUCUGCAUACAACUUGCUGUAAAAAAUUGGGGAGCGUGUCUAGGGGUGCCGGCGGCGAUGUACUGAGCUCGAUGGGCUGGGUUUCCUGUGAGGGCUUUGUUCCUCCUACCACGCUCAGGUCGGUUGUGCAACAUGCCCCUACGCUUUGAGAAGAAAAAAAAAAAAAAAAAAAAGUGCUGAGUAAUGCCAGAGGUUUCUCAAAUGGCUGAUGCAAACCUGGAGAAUUUGCAUCAUCAUUCAGCUGGAGUAACUUGGUACGACAAGAGCUUAAAUACAGGUCCACGCGGAAGCUGAGCUGGUUCCCAACGAUAGGGCAGUGCCCGUGGGCAGGGUGAGGGUGCAGGUGCUGCGAGCACUGGCAGGCAGCGGGGCAGAGCACAGCUCUACCUGCACGUAGGAGCAACCCCGCCGAUAAGAGGCGGCGGAGGAAGAGGCUGAGAGAGGAGAAAGCUUGUGAACUUUUUGGCUGCGCUCGCUGUCAGCACGCUGGUGACACGGUAGCAUGGUGAGGAAAGCUGCCGUCGUGACGGUGUCUAAUGGGAGCUACUUGCAGGGGCAGCCGAACGGCAGGUUGCCCUCCAUGGACAGCAGGCAGCCACAGGAGAAGGUGGUACUGAAGAAGAAAGUCACGCUGCUGAGGGGGAUCUCCAUCAUCAUUGGCACUAUUAUUGGAGCUGGCAUCUUCAUCUCACCCAAGGGGAUCCUGAAGAACACGGGCAGCGUGGGCAUGUCCUUGAUGGUCUGGACAGCAUGCGGCAUCCUCUCGCUCUUCGGUGCCCUCUGCUAUGCUGAGCUGGGAACAUGCAUUAAGAAAUCUGGUGGUCACUACACGUAUAUCCUGGAGGCCUUUGGCCCGCUGCCUGCUUUUGUGAGAGUCUGGGUGGAACUGCUCGUUAUUCGCCCUGCUGCCACAGCAGUGAUAUCUUUGGCAUUUGGACGCUACAUUUUGGAACCUUUCUUUAUGCAGUGCGAAAUCCCAGAACUUGCAAUUAAACUUAUUACAGCUGUUGGCAUCACGCUAGUGAUGGUCCUGAAUAGCACAAGUGUCAGCUGGAGUGCCCGCAUUCAGAUUUUCCUUACCUUUUGCAAGCUUGUAGCAAUUCUGAUAAUUAUAGUCCCCGGAGUUAUCCAGCUAAUUAAAGGUAUGAAAUGAAAAGUAAAUGCUUUUAAAGUGCUUUUAUCUUUACCCUCCCCAGUCUCCCCCCACCUGCCUCCACCAAAUAAUGCUUAUAGCAGCAAAAUCUCUUAAUUAGUCUCUGCUUGUUCAACUGGAGCUCUGUACUGUCAUGUAAUUGAUUAGAGGUGGAACUACACUGGGAUGAACUGGUAUUUCCUUCUGCAUGCCAAUGAGACUAUUCAGAUAGAGUUGGUUUUCAAGCCAGUGACAGGAUUGCCCUUCUCUGUAAAUUGCAUUCUGUGUGAACUUUGGGAACUGUGCUGGUGCCUGCUUCUCUUCAGCACAGGGGUGUGGUGGUCACAGGGGCUCAGAUUUGGGGAUGUAUGAAAGAAAUGUUAUUGUGGAGGCUGUUCCAAUUGUGGGUGCUAAUCUUUAAUCUAUCAGUAGGAAUGGCUGUGAUGAUUCAUUAUCAGAGAGAAAUGAAUGAUGU